Messenger RNA from Tripterygium wilfordii, 1828 nucleotides. Its product is annotated as cold-responsive protein kinase 1-like. Gene Ontology annotation, molecular function: protein kinase activity; ATP binding. The coding region runs from base 142 to 1581 and encodes 479 amino acids. The transcript is spliced from 7 exons. The record is from RefSeq and is a predicted model, not a curated record. Lineage: Eukaryota; Viridiplantae; Streptophyta; Magnoliopsida; Celastrales; Celastraceae. Gene Ontology annotation, biological process: protein phosphorylation.
GACAUUAUAAUAAGGCAAGAACUUAGGUGGUGUCACAAGGACAAUUGUGUUGGGAAUUUUGGACUCUUUUUUAAUGAAAGAAGGGGGAAAAAAAGAGCAUCUGUUGCUUUAUUUGAUUGCCGUUUAGUGGAAUAAUUGUAAAUGAACUAUUUGUCUCCAUCGAUGAACCCAUAUGUUGUAUUCUCCGACAUUCCAUUCCAGCGGGUUCAACUAUGUGUUUACAGUUCACAUCUUUCAUUCCUUCUCUCUCAACACAUACACACACAAACAAUCCUAUGUUCGCCAUUAUCAAGAGAGACCCAGAAGCUUGUGCUGCUAGAAAUGGCUCGGUUGCUACUACAAGUUACUUCUCCAGCACCCACUAAUUUACAGAUGCGAAGCUCACCUUCACCAUAUUCUUCUGGUCUAUAUUUCUUCCUUGGAGGGCUGGUUAUUCUCGUGAUAUUAUUGGUUCUUAUUAUAGUGUUCUUGAAGUUUGUCAAACCAGCAGACGUGAUGAAAUUGUUAUCACGAUCUAAAAAAGAGAAAGGGAAAGAAUCCACUGAUGUUUUUAGUGGGAGCCUCCGGUCUGUAACUGUUUUAGACUUUCGGAAACUGAAAAAGGCAACUAAGAAUUUUCAUCCCAGUAACCUUCUUGGAAGUGGAGGAUUCGGGCCGGUCUAUCGGGGAAAAUUAGAAGAUGGAACACUGAUUGCUGUCAAGAAAUUGUCUGUUGAUAAAUCUCAACAAGGAGAUUUAGAAUUUCUUUCAGAGGUGAGGAUGAUUACGAGCAUACAGCACAGAAACCUGGUUCGCCUUAUUGGUUGUUGCUCGCAUGGUUCUCAACGACUAAUUGUGUACGAGUACAUGAAAAAUAGGAGCUUGGACCUCAUAGUAUACGGAAAAAUUGAUCAAUUCUUGGAUUGGACAACACGUUUCCAAAUAAUCUUAGGUAUUGCUCGAGGUCUUCAGUAUCUACAUGAGGAAUCACACCUGAGAAUAAUUCACAGAGAUAUAAAAGCGAGCAACAUUCUUCUUGAUGACAAAUUUCAACCAAGAAUCUCAGAUUUUGGGUUGGCUAGAUUCUUCCCUGAAGACCAAGCUUAUCUCAGCACUAAUUUAGCUGGAACACUAGGUUAUACAGCCCCUGAAUAUGCUCUACGAGGAGAACUAUCUGAAAAGGCUGAUAUUUAUAGCUUCGGAGUGCUUGUGCUUGAAAUCAUUGGCUGCAGGAGAAACACCGAUCUUUCUUUGCCAUCAGAAAUGCAAUAUCUACCAGAAUAUGCAUGGAAGUUGUAUGAAAGCUCAAAGGUUCUUGAUCUGCUAGACCCCAAACUGAAAGAAAAUGGGUAUUCGGAGAAACACGUCCUGCGAGCAAUUCACAUAGCUUUCUUAUGCCUCCAGCCUCACCCAAACUUGAGGCCGCCGAUGUCAGAGGUCGUUAGCUUGUUGACAUGUAAAGGUGAAAUGGUUGGAACACCAAUGAGACCGGUCUUCAUAGACCGAAGGCGCAAGAAGGAUGAGGUCUCCUGGGAGACUAUAACUGAGGUUUUCCCGUCUUUGCAUAGUGAGUCCCCCGCUUUACCUCGAGGACCGACUUGAGGCUAUGUUUCAUGCUUCUUGUGUCCUUUACAGCCAUAUGGUUCUUGCUUGUUUUGUUAUGCACUUUGAGCUUUUUGUAGAAAUAGUCAUGCUUUGAGUUCAAAGAAUGUUAACAGGAAGUGUGUAUAGUAGUAGGCUAGCUUGAUUGUUGUUGUUUCUUCCUUGUGAUUUUAUAAGCAACUCAAACAAUAGUGAGACAAUAUAUAAGAUUGUAAUAUUUCUACUUGCAUACCCCUAUCCCACAUAU